AUGCAAGGGUUCGCCCUGGGGAAGAAAGCACUCGCCGAGAAAGUGGAGAAGCUUGAGCUGGCUUCGAUUGCCAAUAAUGGCAAUAGUCAAGAGGGUAACUCCGACAAUGGUCCUGGUGGUUCUAGGGGUGGUGGCGAUCCCAGAAAGAAGGCAACUAAUGGUGGUGUAGUCAUCAACAAUGGGGGUGGUCUUGGUUUUGCUGCAGGCAGUGGCCCAAGUUAUGUUGGCAACACUCUGAAGGAAACUCAGUUUUCUCCGUUCUUUGGGGCUAUGACGGUGAAUGUAAUUUCUGAGGAUAAAAGUAAAAUCGGGGUGACAGGUGUGGAUCAGUUGAGGACCCCAUUGUCUGUGGUCAAGGGUCAUUUGUUAAAGAAUGGAGUUUUUCCUGGUUGUGAUAAUUAUUGUGCUGCUUGUACUGUAACUGCAAAUGGGUGUGUAAUGUUGAGGGAGACGGUUCAGAAAAUGAUGGAUGAGGGGAGUCUCCGAUUCGAGAAAGUUGCUUUGGAGAAUGAGGAUAUUUCAACGAUAACCAUUUAUUUCGAUCCUGUCCACUUGUCAGUGCCGACAGAUGUGGUUCCAAUUUCCAUCACGGUACCUGGACCUAUUCCGUAUGAAAGUGAUGGUGAUGUGCCUUGGGACUAUGGUGGUGAUGUGUAUUGCAAUGGGAAAAAGAAAGAAGACCAUGAUGCAGUUGAUACCACCGUUUCAAAGGUGGACAAUGCCGGGCUUAGUGGUUUCACUCGCAGCGGGAGGUUGUUUGCACCUAACACGUUGAGAGGUGGAGACGUAGAAAAAGAACAGAGAGAUAAGGCCGAGGCUUUAGCCAGGGCAAAAGGAAAGCAGGUGGUGAAUGAGGAUACUCCUAGAACGGUACAGGCGCCUGUUGAGCCGGAAAGUGAGUUUGAUGCUGAAGCCGAGGAGUUUUUGAGAAUUAUUAAGAAGUCUGAGUACAAACUUGUUGAUCAUUUGCAGCAGACUCUGUCCAAAAUUUCGAUCUUAUCUUUGCUGUUGAGUUCAGAAGGUCAUAGAGAUGCUUUGUUGAAGAUCUUGAAGAGGGCCUACGUCCCGCAGGAGAUUACAGUCAAUCAAUUAAAGACAGUGGUAUCGAGUGUUAAUGCCAGCCAUGGGUUGGGUUUCACUGAUCUCGAUCUUACUAUGGACGGGCGCAAUCACAAUAAGGCCUUGGCUAAAUUGGAUUGCGAGGGAUUGAUUUUGAGGCCUACUGAUCUGGUGGUUAGAGCAUUUGAUGGCUCUAAAAGGGUUGUGUUCAGGGAAGUUGAGCUCCCCGUAAAGAUUGGUCCUGAGGUGUUCAAAUCUGUGUUUUGUGUCAUGAACAUUCAGCUGGCGUACAGCUUUUGCGGUGAGGAGGAUAUUUUUGUCAUCCAGUUGUCAUCAUUUAAGUGUGUGGAAAUGGACGGUGAAAUAUUCGAAACACCAAGCCAGGCGUUUGAAACCGUCAAGGUGGAGAAUGUCGUUUUCACGGAAAGAGAGAAGAAGCCAUCCAUUGCUUCUUAUAAACAGGCUGUGGAGGUGGUGAAAAGUGGAGAGGCCCCAGGUUGGGGAAGAGUGAUAGAUGUUGCGGUGAAGAAGGAUAAGUUUGGGAUUGGUUAUCAGUCAGGCCAAGGCUUGUCUGGACCAAAUAAAGGUCGUCGCCAACCGUUCACAUUCACCAGUGCUGGAAUGCUAGAUCCAUGCCGUAUCUGUGCUGAAUCAUUGCUCGUGCACGCAGAGUCAUCCCUCUGCAUGUAG
Lathyrus oleraceus (garden pea) is the source of this 1749-nucleotide messenger RNA. RefSeq lists its product as uncharacterized. NCBI's taxonomy places the organism in Eukaryota, Viridiplantae, Streptophyta, Magnoliopsida, Fabales, Fabaceae. The transcript is spliced from 5 exons. Bases 1 to 1749 code for a protein of 582 amino acids. The record is from RefSeq and is a predicted model, not a curated record.